AUGUCGACUGGAAGACAGCUUUCUGGUGGCAAUUUCACUGCCACACGUCACUCCACAUCCUACGACUACAUUUCCCCAUUAAAGCUGGAUCUAGCCGGGAAACACGUUCUGAUCACAGGAGCUGCUUGGGAGAAUGGAGUCGGAUAUGCUACCGCCAUAGCUUUUGCACGGGCAGGGGCGUCUGCAAUAGCAGUGGCCGACCUACACGGCGUGUCAAGCAAUCUCGUUGUGAAGUUGAAGUUGGCCGCAGCGCAAGCCGGUCGCCUAGAGCCCAAGGUGCUUAGCUGCACGGUUGACAUUGCAAGGCAGGACAGCGUCCACGCAAUGCAUAACAUCGUGUCACAGGACUUUGGCGAACGUCUGGAUAUUGUCGUGAACAACGCGGCUCACAUGGAACCAUACAAGCCAAUCCUCGAUUCAGACCCAGGUGUGUACUGGCGAACAUGGGAAGUCAACGUUCAGGGUCUCUUUAAUAUGGCUCGCACGUUUCUCCCUAUGCAACUCUCAACCCGUGCUAAGUCCGACGGUUUAUGCACAAUGAUCAAUGUGUCCUCCUCAGGUGCAUUGAGCGCUCGACCUGUUAGCGGAAGUUAUCGAAGUUCGAAGUUUGCGAUACUGAGGUGGACUGAGUCUUUACAAUUAGAAUACGGCGACGAAGGGCUUCUGACAUUUUGUGUCAAUCCUGGAGCGAUAAAGACGAAGAUUACUGAGGGUGCGCCGGAAAAGGUUCGGGAUGCGUUGCCCGAUCGUCCGGACAUAGCUGGCGAUACAAUUGCAUGGUUGGCUGCUGAGCGCAGGGAAUGGCUAGGUGGAAGAUACGUGAGCUGUCCAUGGGAUAUGGAGGAACUCAUAGCAAAGAAAGACGAGAUCAUCGAUCAGGAUAAGCUUAAGAUGAGGAUGGUGUUUUGA
Molecule: messenger RNA, 909 nt
Organism: Penicillium canescens
Lineage: Eukaryota; Fungi; Ascomycota; Eurotiomycetes; Eurotiales; Aspergillaceae
Product: SDR family NAD(P)-dependent oxidoreductase
Exons: 1
Coding region: 1-909 (302 amino acids)
Source: RefSeq, a predicted model, not a curated record